This is a messenger RNA of Pezoporus flaviventris, 507 nucleotides long. RefSeq names its product death associated protein like 1 (gene DAPL1). The record is from RefSeq and is a predicted model, not a curated record. Lineage: Eukaryota; Metazoa; Chordata; Aves; Psittaciformes; Psittacidae. The transcript has 4 exons. Gene Ontology annotation, molecular function: death domain binding. Gene Ontology annotation, biological process: negative regulation of autophagy; apoptotic signaling pathway; cellular response to amino acid starvation. Bases 33 to 362 code for a protein of 109 amino acids.
GCUCGCGUCCACCGUGGGUUUCUCGCCUCGGCAUGGUGCGGAGUAAGCGUGCUUCGCCACUCCCGCGGCUGCACGGGCGUCCGCCUGCAGUCAAAGCUGGAGGUAUGAGAGUGCCUAAAAAGAAUGAAUAUGGACCUGUUGGGAAAAAUACUAAACCCCCAGGAAAAGACAAGACAAGUGCCAUUGCCAGUUUUUCAAAACCUCAGAACAUGGGUGUCUUGGUAGCAGAAGCACUGAGCAAAAUAAACCAUAAAAUUAAUGCAGCAGCCUUACAGGUGGCUCAACAAAAGCCUCAGCCUGCCUUGGAGAAGUUCAUACUGCCUAAGAGAAUUUACAUUAUUCAACAGCCGCGGAAAUGUUAAGAUACUCAUUAAAAUACUCAUGCUUACUUAAAGUGAGUUUCUAUACAAAAUAGCACUUCAUGCACUGUGGUGAAAUGUUCAAAAGCUAUGUGCCUUGUUUCUCACUGUAUUUUUGUUACUGACAAUAAAAUACUUUAUAAGAAGA